ACUGUUGAUGUUGAUUGGUUUUGACUGAUUGUUGUUGGACGUCUGUUAUUUUUUGUGAAAUUAUUAGUGUUUCACUUCAUAUAACACGUUAAAAUGACUGUAAACAAUACUAUAGCACAUCAGCGAUUGGUUUUAACCGGAGACAGGGAAAGAUUCAAAGAGCUUCUAAGAAGAAGAUUGAUUGAAUGCGGCUGGAGAGACCAAGUUAGAAUGCUCUGCCGAGAUGUAGUCAAAGAAAAUGAAAGUAAUAACAUCACAUUUGACAUGCUAGCAGCCAGGGUUACUCCUCGUGCACGAGCAUUAGUUCCUGACACUGUGAAAAAAGAACUCCUUCAGAAAAUUAAAACUCAUCUACUCACGCAAAAAGACCAAUAGGAAACUCUCCUUAGGUUUCAUAUUAUUUUAAGUAGUUCUUCUCAUUUUAUCAAUUCCUUAAAUAAUAAGAUCAUAUUUUUAUUUGCUUAGUUUAUCGUAAGGUUUAUAUUUAAUUUGAUCAAGUUUGGUUAAGUCAUUAUAUUUUUGAAUGAUCAUUUGAAUAUUCACAAUGUUGCUACUUGGAACACUCCUGUGACAUUUUGUUGAAUGCAAAAAUAAAAACUUCGAUUUACAACCAACAGUAUAUUUUAUUUUAUAAACAUUU
Spodoptera littoralis (African cotton leafworm) is the source of this 640-nucleotide messenger RNA. NCBI's taxonomy places the organism in Eukaryota, Metazoa, Arthropoda, Insecta, Lepidoptera, Noctuidae. The record is from the annotation of a GenBank genome assembly.